Cinclus cinclus is the source of this 1014-nucleotide messenger RNA. RefSeq names its product purinergic receptor P2Y14 (gene P2RY14). Lineage: Eukaryota; Metazoa; Chordata; Aves; Passeriformes; Cinclidae. Gene Ontology annotation, biological process: G protein-coupled receptor signaling pathway. Gene Ontology annotation, molecular function: G protein-coupled purinergic nucleotide receptor activity. The coding region runs from base 1 to 1014 and encodes 337 amino acids. Gene Ontology annotation, cellular component: membrane. The transcript has a single exon. The record is from RefSeq and is a predicted model, not a curated record.
AUGUUCAACUCCAGCACCAACUCCUCAGGGAACAACUGCAGCCACAGCACGGUGAUUACCACCACAGUCAUCCCUCUGCUCUACUGCCUCAUCUUCCUCGCUGGGCUCUCCCUCAAUGCCCUGGCAGCCUGGGUCUUCCUCCACGUUCCCAGCACUAAGAGUUUCAUUGUCUAUCUCAAGAACAUCGCCGUGGCCGACCUCCUCAUGAGCCUGACGUUUCCUUUCAAAAUCCUUGCUGAUUCUGAAAUUGCACCCCCAGAGCUGAACCUGUUCGUGUGCAGAUACUCAGCAGUUGUGUUCUACAUGAACAUGUACAUUGGGAUCUCCUUCUUCGGCCUCAUAGGGUUUGACAGAUACUACAAAAUUGUAAAGCCUUUGUUCACCUCCUUUGUUCACACAGUUAACUACAGCAAGGUGGUCUCUGUAAUCAUAUGGCUGUUGUUAAUGGUUAUGUCAUUUCCAAAUAUGAUUUUAACUAAUGAAAUCACUAAAGACUAUUACUCCAGAAAAUGUAUAGGUCUCAAAAGCGAGCUUGGCAGACAGUGGCACAAAGCAACAACCUAUAUUUGCACAGGGAUUUUCUGGAUUGUUUUCUUCCUGUUAAUUGUAUUUUACACUUCUAUAUCCAAAAAAAUAUACAGCUCUUACAAAAAAUUCCGGAGGAACUCAGACAUGGCCAAGAGAAAAACCAGCCGGAACAUAUUCACCAUCAUGUUUGUGUUUGUCAUUUGCUUUGUGCCCUACCACCUCUGCAGGACCCCCUACACCCUGAGUCAGAUCAGCUCCCACUUCACCUGCCAGUCCCAAAAAUCACUGUUCUACGCCAAGGAGUUCACUCUGGUGCUGUCUGCUGCAAACGUCUGCCUCGACCCUAUUAUUUAUUUCUUCCUCUGCCUCCCCUUCAGAGAAAAGUUGUAUCAAAAACUGCAUCUCAAGCUGAAAGCUUCAAGUGAGCUUGAAAUUUCUAAAUCCAGAAGAUCAAAUACGCUUCGGGAAAGUAUAAACAUAGUGUAG